Capsicum annuum is the source of this 2297-nucleotide messenger RNA. Its product is annotated as pentatricopeptide repeat-containing protein At3g06430, chloroplastic. The transcript is spliced from 2 exons. The coding region runs from base 310 to 1860 and encodes 516 amino acids. Lineage: Eukaryota; Viridiplantae; Streptophyta; Magnoliopsida; Solanales; Solanaceae. The record is from RefSeq and is a predicted model, not a curated record. Gene Ontology annotation, molecular function: mRNA binding; protein binding.
UAACAUUAUUGUCGUAAUUGCUUUAUGCUUCGAGUAUUGCAUUAGUUUCUUUUCAUACUAUUCGUUCCUUUAUAUAUCAUAAUACUUUUUAAUUCACUUUAUUUCGUUAUAUUCCCUUUUUUUCAAACUACGUGGAUAUUCUUUAUUUUAAGUAGAAUCUGGAUUUAUUAGAAUGAACCUCUCUAUUUCUCCAUAUAUCUUUUUCUUUUCAAAUAGAAAUAUAUGUCACUCCCUCACUCAGAAGUCUCGGAUUUCAAUUGUAAUAUAAAAAGAUUUUCGAGACCAAAUUAAAAACUAAAUAAAUAAAAAAUGAAUAAAUCUUAUUUACAAUACCUUAUAAUUUACUUGUCACUAUAUAUUCAUUCUAAAAACAAAAUUUUCAAUUUUUUUUUCGUUUCCAAAAUGGCAACCAAUUCCAUUUCUUUAUCUUCUCCAUCUUCAAUCUUCCUCUCUCCUCUACUUCCGGCAGCCACGCGCCGUCUAUUCAGUUUCCGGCAGCCACGCGCCGCCGUGACUUGUUGUCAUUCUUCUUCUUCAGUGGCAUUUCCGAAGAAGAAAAAGCAUUGGAAAGAAGGUGAAUAUCCAGGAUUGACUGAACAAGAUAAGAGUAAGAAGAGGACACCUAUAAAGAAUAUUAAGAAGAAAUUGGAUAGAAAAAGUAAUGCUAAAGCUUGGGUUAAUACUGUUACUGAAGCACUUUCUGAUCAUAUUGAUAGAAAAGAAUGGGUUCAGGCACUUCAGGUAUUCGAAAUGCUGAAGGAACAACCCUUUUAUCAAUCGAAAGAAAGUACAUACAUGAAGCUUCUUGUACUUCUUGGGAGAUGCGGUCAGCCAGGGAAAGCACAACAACUCUUUGAUGCAAUGAUUGAAGAGGGAUUGGAACCCACUACAGAAUUCUAUACAGCUUUGGUCGGUGCGUACUGUAGAAGCAACAUACUUGACAAAGCAUUUACUAUUCUUCACCGGAUGAUCGAGCUCCCUUAUUGUCAGCCAAAUGUUUACACAUACAGCAUAUUAAUUAAGGCUUGUGUGGAUGCAUCCCGGUUUGACCUGGUUGACUUGCUUUAUGAACAAAUGGCUGAACGUUCCAUCGUUCCUAACACUGUCACUCAAAAUAUAAUCUUGAGUGGUUACGGGAGGGCAGGGAAAUAUGAAGAGAUGGAGAAAGUGCUUUCGGGAAUGCUGGAGAAGCCAGACAGCAAACCUGAUAUCUGGACAAUGAAUACUAUUCUGAGCUUAUUUGCUAACAAGGGGCAGAUUGAAACAAUGGAGAGAUGGUACGAAAAAUUUUGUAGUUUUGGUAUUGAGCCAGAGACACGAACGUUUAAUAUCCUUAUUAAUGCUUAUGGGAAGAAAAGGAUGUACGAUAAGAUGUCAUCGGUGAUGGAAUACAUGCGUAAACUUUCAUUUCCAUGGACAACAUCAACUUACAACAACGUCAUUGAAGCGUUUUCAGAUAUAGGUGAUGCAAAGCAUAUGGAGUACACAUUUGAUCAAAUGCGCGCUGAAGGUGUGAAAGCUGACACCAAGACUUUUUGCUGUCUCAUUAGAGGAUAUGCAAAUGCUGGCCUUUUCCCUAAGGUGAUCAACGCUGUCCGAUUAGCUGGGAAGUUGGAGAUCCCUGAAAACACUUCCUUUUUCAGUUCUGUUAUUUAUGCUUGUGCAAAGGCCGAUGACUUGAUUGAGAUGGAAAGAGUUUUCAAGCGAAUGAAAGAGAAGCGAUGCCAACCAGACGACACAACUUACUCCAUUAUGAUUGAGGCGUAUAGAAAAGAAGGUAUGACAGACAAAAUCUAUGAUUUGGAGCAAGAGAAGCAGAUGAUGUCUGCCUCUGAAAAACUAGAGUUGAUGCCUACUUGAAAGCUAAAUAUGCAAUCGAAACUUGACAAUGCAUUGGAGCACCAAAGCUACAUCUUUAGUGUUUUUUGCAGAGCUGUAGAUUGAUAAUAUCACUCAGCUGUCUGCUUGUAAUUUGUCUUUUGUUCUGAGCUGGGGGUCUAUCGGAAACAGCCUCUCUACUUCUUCGGAGGUAGUGGUAUGGACUGCGUACAUUUUACCCUCCCCAGUCUCCACUAUGUUAUGUGGGAAUACACUGGGUAUGUUGUUGUUGUGGUGGUGGUUUUGUCUGCUUGUAAUGGGUAACUAUCCUUGUCAACGAGUUCACGGAGAGGUGAGCCUGAGGCAUGCAGGGGUGGCUCAAGGGUGAGACUAGUGAAGCUUUUGCUUUAGGCCCCAAAAUCGCACGGCCUCAAAAAAUUUUAAUUGUUAAUUUUAUAAUUUUAUUUUCUUUUUGACAA